Molecule: messenger RNA, 2136 nt
Organism: Colias croceus (clouded yellow)
Lineage: Eukaryota; Metazoa; Arthropoda; Insecta; Lepidoptera; Pieridae
Product: protein FAM76A
Exons: 8
Coding region: 214-1182 (322 amino acids)
Source: RefSeq, a predicted model, not a curated record
AUGAUCGUUCAUCUAACAUGGCGGUUAUUAAUUUUCUCCAACAACUGUGAACAAUUUUGUUGUUGCGAUUUUUUUAUGUAGGUACCUACAUCUAUUAAACCUAUAUUUUUAUUAUUAUUUCAAUAUAAAUUAUUAUUUUCAUAUCUCCACAUUGUUAAGUUUGUAUCUGUGAAACGUAUUAAAGUACCUAGUUGAGAUUCGUAAUCAAGUAAAAUGAGUUCUACAUCUACUGCACUAUUCGCCUGUUCCCGUUGUUUCUCGAGGCAUCCUUUCGAAGAAUUGUCUCCUGGUGAACAACUGUGCAAGGAAUGCCGUGGCUCGUUCCCGGUGGUGAAGUGCACAUAUUGCCGCUCGGAGUUUCAACAAACAAGUAAAUCUAAUACAUCUUCAAUAUGUAAGAAAUGUGAGGCUAACGUCAAGGCCUAUGGCAAACCAACAGCAUGUGAAUAUUGCAACAUUAUCGCUGCAUUCAUUGGAAACAAAUGCCAACGCUGCGCAAAUUCUGAGCGCAAGUAUGGUCCCGCAGUGACUUGUGAGCAAUGUAAGCAAAGAUGUGCAUUUGACAGGCAUGAUGACAGUAAAAAGGUGGACGGGAAGUUGCUCUGCUGGCUCUGCACGCAAUCACUGAAGCGAGCAUUGGCCAGAACGAAACAGCACUUGUCUUCAGUGGAUAAACAUAAACAUAGGGCACACAAAUCAAAAAGCAGUCACAAGGAGAAACGCAAGUCGGACAUGAUAAAAGCAAAUGCAAAUGAUUCCUCACUCAAUGAUGCGCCAUUGGAAAAGAAAUCAAAACUAAACCCCUUGCAAGGUUUGUUCUCAGGCGAAUUAGACCCAAAUAGUUCUGAUCAUGUGGUGGCCAUGACACAACUGAAGGAAACCAUCGCUAGCUUACAGAAGAAAGUUCAACAGAAGGAUAUGGAGCUACUCUCAAAGGAUAAAUUGAUAACGGAACUGAAAGCGCAGCACCACAACGACACCACAGACCUGCGCAAUGAAAUGAAGAACAAGGAACGUUUGAACGAGACGCGCUUCAAUCUCAUGAACACGAAGAUACAGAAUUUGUUAAAGGAAGUGGCGACUCUCAGCAAAUCCGCCAAAAAGAACAACAAGAAUACUAAAUCAGCUUUGGUUAACGCUGAGAACAGCGGCAGCGGCACAGACAGCCCCAGCACUACCUAGAUCAAUCUUAUUUAUUCGUUUUUAGCCAUAAUUUUGGAAAGUUUUUUCCUAUCUUAUUUUUUUACCCUACAAAUGGUUUCAUUUGUAGCCUUUAUACCGUUAAGCAGAACUAGGUAUCAAUUUUAACUUGAAUUUAGAUUUCGUAAGUGCGUGUGCGCAUUCUUUUUGUUUGACGUCAAACAUGCUAGAGGUAAGUGCAAACUGAUGCUGGUCGGAAGUGUAUGCGUGAAAGGGACACAGGAUGUGUAACCAAAAUUCGUAUUUGUAUAUUUUUUUACGCUUUUUUUAUAAAGUAGGAAACUAAAUUGUAGUUUGAUAUCAGAAUUAAUGUGAUUCAGUAAUUUAUUUCUUGUUAUUUUGUAACGAUUAUGGUGAAUGAAUGUAAUGUUAUUGAAUUAAAUCUACGAAGAUAAUAAAGCGAUCAUAUCAUUUUUCCGUUUAGUUGUCGCUGUUAAGUGUAGUCUCAAUGAUGACGAUGUAGCCUUUAUUCGAAAUAAUAUAGAUACACAAUUGUACAAAAGUAGCUUUGACAAGAAAAUAAUACCAAAAAAUAUAUAGUAGUGUUAUAUGUAAUCUCAUAUUGCCUUACUUUCAUAUAUGUAACGAUCAAACAUUUUCAUUCACAGAAUUAUUAAUGUAGAUAAUUGAGACGUAUUAUGCGUUAAUAAAAGAAAUAUAAUAUUAAAUUCACAAAUCAACUAUAAAUCGUGAAUCUUUUUCGACUAAAAUAGAAAAGUCCUCUAUUUUAUUCGAACUUUCUUUUGACAUUUAUAUAAUAAUAGGACAUUAUUUCAAUCGUAAAAUCGCACUCCGGAUUAGGUAAUAAUCAUUAUCUUUGCGGCCUCGCUCUACUAAUAUGAAUCGAUAUAAUUAGUAAAUCAACAUCCCUUAUUCCAUUGUCUCGUGAUAUGCAAUUAGAACAAUAUUGUAAAUCAAAAUAAAUGUUUAAAAAUA